Messenger RNA from Chenopodium quinoa (quinoa), 1874 nucleotides. Its product is annotated as alcohol-forming fatty acyl-CoA reductase-like. Bases 86 to 1552 code for a protein of 488 amino acids. Gene Ontology annotation, molecular function: alcohol-forming very long-chain fatty acyl-CoA reductase (NADP+) activity. Gene Ontology annotation, cellular component: intracellular membrane-bounded organelle. The transcript is spliced from 10 exons. NCBI's taxonomy places the organism in Eukaryota, Viridiplantae, Streptophyta, Magnoliopsida, Caryophyllales, Amaranthaceae. Gene Ontology annotation, biological process: long-chain fatty-acyl-CoA metabolic process; suberin biosynthetic process. The record is from RefSeq and is a predicted model, not a curated record.
GUUUCUUUCAUUUUAUUCAUCUAAAAAAAUCCAAGCUACUUAAAAAUUUAAACAAUUUUAGCUUAAUUAAUUUCGAAAUAUUACCAUGGAUUUUGGUAACAUAAUUGAGUUUCUAGGCAACAAAACUAUCUUAGUUACCGGUGCUACUGGCUUCAUUGCUAAGAUUCUCGUGGAGAAGAUACUUCGUAUUCAACCGGAUGUGAAAAAAUUAUACCUUCUUGUAAGGGCUAGAGAUGCUCAAGCAGCCGAUGCUCGGCUGCAAGAUGAGAUCUUAGGCAAGGAGUUGUUCAAAGUUCUAAAAGAGAAAUUGGGAUCAAAUUUUGAGUCUUUCGUUUCGGAGAAGAUAACUGUAGUAGCCGGUGAUACUUCUUACGAGAAUUUGGGACUUACUGCUGAGCAAAUGAAGGACAUGUAUGAAGAUAUAGAUAUUGUUAUUAACGUAGCAGCAACCACAAAGUUUGAAGAAAGGUAUGAUGUUGCAUUGGGAGUGAAUACUCUAGGACCAAAACAUGUCGUCAACUUUGCAAAGAGUUGUGCUAAAAUACAAUUGCUCAUCCAUGUUUCAACUGCGUACGUGUGUGGAGAAAAGGCGGGAAUAAUAUCUGAAAGCCCAUAUGUGAUGGGUGAGACUUUGAAUGGUGUAACUGGCUUGGACAUCGAAUCUGAGAAAAAACUUGCUGAACAAACUUUAAGCAAUCUUAAAUCUAGUGAUCUUCCUGAAAAGAUUAUAAGACAAAAGAUGAAAAACCUAGGAGUUCAAAGGGCAAAAUUUUAUGGAUGGCCAAAUACGUAUGUUUUUACAAAGGCGAUGGGAGAGAUGCUUGUAGGGCAAUUAAGAGGCGAUUUACCUGUGAUUAUAAUGAGGCCUACAAUUGUGUGUAGCACUUUGCAAGAACCCUUUCCCGGUUGGGUUGAAGGUUGCAGGACUAUUGAUAGUGUUGCUGUAACAUAUGGAAAAGGAAGCUUAAGUUUGUUUCUCGCGGACAAAAGCUCUGUCUUAGACUUGAUACCGGCUGAUAUGUUUGUGAACUCGAUGAUUGUGGCAAUGAAGGCCCAUGUAAAUCAACCUUCUUUGACAGUAUACCAAGUGGGAAGUUCUUACAGAAAUCCAGUAUCAUUUAAGGAGCUGCAUGAAUUUCACUACCAUUACUUCACUAAAAAUCCAUGGACCAACCGUGAAGGCAGUUUGGUAAAAAUUGGCAAAGGUGUAGUGUUGAGCAACAUACUCAUAUUUGAAAUGAUCCUCUUCAUGUGGCAAUUCGUCGUACAAAUGAUAUUAAUUAUUGCUACUAGGAUGGGUCGUAGUGACUUGCAACGUACCUUGUUUAACUUUGACAAAAAGCUGAAAAUCGCAAUGAAAUUGGUGGACUUGUAUAAACCCUACUUGUUCUUCAAGGGCAUUUUUGCCGAUGCAAAUACUGAAAAAUUGUUCAUCACUGCCCGCGAAAAUGGAUUGAAUGAAGAUGUCUUCAACUUCGAUCCAAUUGGCAUCAACUGGAAAGACUAUUUCAUCAAUGUUCAUCUUCCCUCAAUUGUUAAAUACUUGUUCUAAUAUGUUUUCAAGAUCUUCAUCUUGUUCUCUUUCAAAUUUGAACAAAUUUGCAAGAUGCACUUUCCAACUUAACUCGGAUCAAGAUCUACUAACUCGUUUUGAAUUGUUAUUAUUUUAUUUCAAUAUUGCAAAUGAAUAUUUUGUAGCCUUAGCAUAUAAUAUUAUUUAUCACAUAAUAAUGUCAUCAUAAUUUAUUAUAUCUCUUUUUUUUUCUUCAAAUGUGUAAAAUUUAAAUGUGUAAGCACUUUGUAUGGAAUAUUUAUAAGUGAUAACGCCUUAAAAGUUUGGGGCUUUUCGUAACAAUGUUGCAAUUGUUGUAUUA